Molecule: messenger RNA, 1699 nt
Organism: Mercurialis annua (annual mercury)
Lineage: Eukaryota; Viridiplantae; Streptophyta; Magnoliopsida; Malpighiales; Euphorbiaceae
Product: protein IQ-domain 26-like
Exons: 3
Coding region: 207-1496 (429 amino acids)
Molecular function (GO): protein binding; heme binding; electron transfer activity
Source: RefSeq, a predicted model, not a curated record
AACCUCUGCAUCUAGCAGCGGCGUAGUUUUGUCAUGUAAUGCACAUCUUCACGAGGUUAUGCCAGUUUAUGUUUUCCCUUUCAUCUUUUCAAAUCUUGCCGCUUUUUCACUUUUAACCUUAUUUUAACCCUCCUCUUCUUCUUUUUACACUCCACAAAUUUCACUUUUAAGUUUUAAAACCUUUUUAUUUUCUUCCCCCUCAUGUAAUGGGCAGAGCUACGAGAUGGUUUAAGGGCUUGUUUGGCAUAAAAAGUAAUACGUGCAGUAGUAGUGAUAAUAGUAAGGAUGUUUUUGAUAGAACUGGGUGUUGUUCAAGCAGAGAUUCAUGUGGUUUAUGUCAUAAUCCGGCUACUAUACCGCCUAAUUUGUCUCCGGCGGAAGCUGCUUGGUUGAGGUCGAUUUACAAUGACUCUGAGAAUGAGCAGAGCAAGCAUGCUAUUGCUGUGGCGGCUGCUACUGCUGCUGCCGCUGAUGCGGCGGUUGCUGCUGCUCAAGCUGCAGUUGCUGUUGUCAGACUCACUAGUAAUGGCAGAGGCACCAUGUUUGGCGGUGGGCAGGAGAGAUGGGCUGCUGUCAGGAUUCAAACUGUCUUCAGAGGCUUUCUGGCAAGAAAGGCAUUGAGAGCUCUAAAAGGAUUGGUGAAAUUACAAGCACAUUUGAGAGGCUAUUUAGUGAGAAAACAAGCAACCGCCACACUCCAUAGUAUGCAAGCACUAAUUAGAGCACAAGCUACAGCUCGUUCCCAAAGAGCAAGAAAUCUCAUCAAAACUGAUACCAAAUUCGAAAUCGGAGCACGAAAAUCCAUGGAGCGAUUUGAUGAAGCAAGAAAUGAGUUGAUUCACAGCAGAAGGCUAUCAAAUUCACUAGACCACACAUUAAUAAACAACCCAAUUGAUGAGUCUCCAAAAAUAGUGGAGAUUGAUACUAGCGGGGGAUAUUAUUGCAAGCCAAAAUCAAGAUCCCGUAGAACAAACACUUCGGUUUCAGAUUUUAGCGACGAACCAUUUUACCAAACUCUUUCGUCUCCACUUCCAUCUCGAGUUCCUCCUCGUUUAUCAAUGCUCGACACCCGAAAUUAUCAAGAUUGGGGUUUCAUCGGGGACGAAUGUAAGUUCUCUACAGCGCAGAGCACUCCUCGUUUCGGCGGGUGUAAUUAUAACCCUCCUGUUACUCCCGCGAAGAGUGUUUCGGGUGAUACUUUUUACUAUAGGAAUUGUCCGAAUUAUAUGGCGAACACAAAAUCUUUCAAAGCGAAAGUGAGAUCGUACAGUGCCCCGAAACAGAGGCCUGAAGCUAGCCCGAAGAAGAGAGUGUCACUCAAUGAGUUGAUGGAGUCAAGAAAUAGUAUAAGUGGCGGCGUAAGAAUGCAAAGAUCGAACUCUCAGGUUCAGGACGCUAUUAAUUUUAAGAACGCUGUUCUUGGUAAGCUUAAUCGAUGCACGGAACAAAUUGCUAGAGAUGAUCCGGAAAAACAUUGCUUGCAGAGAAAGUGGUGAUUUUAAUUAAAUUUAUGUACGCAAGUAGUUGCUAAGGACAACAAAUAUUUGAUAGAAUAUAGUUAACAGAUAUUAUGUUUAUGAUUAAUUGGUAGAAUUGUUAGAAUUUCCUUAUGAAAUUGGUCCUUAAAUUACUUAAUCAAUCUAAUUGUAGAAGUUAUUAUUUGGUAAUGAAAUGGCUCUACUAAUGCUUUGUGAUUAAA